Molecule: messenger RNA, 1688 nt
Organism: Aplosporella prunicola CBS 121167
Lineage: Eukaryota; Fungi; Ascomycota; Dothideomycetes; Botryosphaeriales; Aplosporellaceae
Exons: 3
Molecular function (GO): protein binding
Source: RefSeq, a predicted model, not a curated record
CUGGGGCUGGGAAGUCGGUAUUAGCUUCGAAUGUUAUCGAGACAGUUAUCGAAACUUUUGGCCCAGAAAAAGCAGUCGGAAUAUGUUACGCCUAUUACGAUUACACCGUCGCAAGCUCGCAAGGUUUUGUGCGUACAAUUUUGUCCCUUAUUAAGCAGUUAUGCCGGACGUCAGCAAUUCCCGACGCCUUCAAGAGCAUAAAGCGGAAUGCCGACCCAGCUUCUACAUUAGGCGACCAGCAUGGUUUUUCAACAGUUGCCAAAAGUUUCACAGAAGUCUUUGUCAUGAUCGACGCGCUCGAUGAAUGCCCUGAAGAUGAAGAGAGACCAAAGAUCCUUCGAUUCCUUACGGAAGUGAUGAAAGAACUACCUCUGGUGCGGGUUUUUAUCACCAGUAGACGGGAAGCAGACAUUACAUAUACGCUUGAAUCUCGUGGAACGCCAACCAUACAGCUCGAGGCCCGCAACAUGGCCGCAGACAUCGAGAAGUAUGUGAGCAAUAAAAUUGAAAGACUACAGUCCGGCCUAGACGGAAGGAAACUCUACGUCAAAGAUGAAUGCCUCGUGCAGAAGAUAAUUGCUACCCUUACAAAUAGAGCUGACGGAAUGUUUCUCUGGGUGGAUCUUCAACUGCGACAGUUAUGCAAAGCCAGCGCAAGACGGAGGGAUGAAUACGUGGAACAAGCCUUGGACAAACUACCAUCAGGUCUAGACGCUACCUAUCGUAGAAUUCUGGAGCAGAUUCAGAGUUAUGACGACCAUAUGAAGGACCUCGCAUUUAACUGCCUUAUGUGGGUUUUUUAUGCGCAACGACCCUUAACAAUGGCCGAACUGCAACACGCUAUUGUUGUUAUCGACACUCAUAUAGCCUCACGAAAUUCGGGACCAGUGGCAGAGGAUGAAGAAGCAAUACUUUCCGCGUGCGCAAAUCUAGUCGAAAAAGGCCCUGAAGGGGUAGUCCGGCCUAUCCACUAUUCAGUCAAGGAAUUUUUCACCGAUCCCGCUCAAGCAGCUUCCGGUAUGCCAGUAUACAUUAACCGAGUUUCCCAUAUCCAUCAAAAGCUUGCAGAAGCUUGCAUCAACGAGUUGCAACUUAGGCUCUCAUCCGGGCCGUCCACAUAUUGGUACGACUUAAAACGCUGUAUUGAAAAAGCUCCGUUUGUAUGGUAUGCAGCACACCAUUUCGAUGGUCAUUUGCUUGAAGCAGGCGAUCUAUCGGAGGAAUCGAUGCACAAGCUCAAUGGGUUUCUAAGCCUUGGAGACGGCUUCAUUGCUGCCGUACAACAGUUACGUGCUGUUAACGGUUACCCUAGUAACCAAUAUUUUCCGGACACAUAUCAGAACUUCGUUCACCUUCGCCCUGCCGAUAGUAUUUCACUAGUUUUUAGUUCACAGCUUUUCCACCUCGGAUGUUUAAAGGAUUAUCGGCAAAGAAAGAACUUGCCAAAAGGCUUAAUCUAUCAGGCCGCUUCUUCCGGCCAAAUAAAAGCUAUUAGGCAGCUCAUUGAGUAUGGCGUCGAUGUCAACGAGAAAAACGAAAUGGGAGUAGGAGCACUUUAUCCUGCGGCAGCUAACGGCUUCGUAGAGAUAGCUGCACUUCUGGCUAGCAAGGGUGCCGACGUCAACGCGCAGGGCGGCUUCUACGGCAAUGCUCUCCAGGCUGCUUCUUCCGGGGGCCGCGAGAAGAUC